CUUUCCAGUUUUGUUGAGGCAUUGUCACUCCAUCUGCAACAUCCUCCAAAAUGGCUUCUGGAUUCCCAGAGAAGACACCACCACCUCGUCCUUUGUCCAGAGAGAGACUGAAGUCUCUUAGUCUGCUUUCCUCUAAUUUCCGGAGGGCGAGCUUACUCAACGUGAAGAAGAAGACCAGCACUGAGGGGACUGUUCUCCCCAAAAUUGGCCCAUUUCUAAACACCAGAGGUCAAAAGUUGUCAUCAGUUGCCCCGAAACAGAGCUUGCUUCGGGUUUCUCCACCAGAGAUGGUAUUUCAGAACGUCAUCGCUCAUGAGGUCUCUGAAAUGGUCGUGUCUGUCAUGAAUAAGGGCGAGUGUCUGCAGCUGGUGAAGGUCUCCAUGGAGAGCUCACCGUAUUUCCAGCUGGCAUGCCCCAAUGGCGCGUGCCAUGCCGUGCCAGCAGGCGCGUGUGCCCGUGUGCGCGUCCGCUUCACCCCUGACGAGAACAAGGAUUAUUCGCAUGAGCUCGUCUGCGUCAGUGGAGAGGAAAGGAUAGUUGUGCCAAUUCGGGCCAUUUCUGCCCGACCUGUCCUGGACUGUCCUCACCAGCUGGACUUCUCGGAGUGUCCGGUCAGGUGCAGCACCCAGAAGACUCUGCUGGUUCGCAACGUUGGUAACGCGACAGCUCAUUACCAGCUGAGCACCCAGAGUCCUUUCUCCGUGGUUCCAGCCACAGGAACUCUGGGCCCUGGUGACAGCAUGCAGGUGACAGUGGGAUUUCACCCGCCGACGGUUGGUCACCAUUCUGGAUCCCUGCAAGUGUGCUGCACAGGUGAAAAAAGUAUCCACAUAAACCUUCGGGGAGAAGCUGAUGAUGUACACAUUGUGUUAAACCCACAGUCCGUGAACUUCGAGAAGACUUUCAUCACCACGUCAAACCACAGAACCGUGUGCAUCAGAAACAGGAGUAACAUCACAGCCCACUUCCAGUGGAAGACUUUUUCUGAGGAAGACGAGAAUAAAGAGAAGAAGAGGCAGUGUCGUUUGCUGUGGCCGUUGCCAAAGGUCUGGUUGGAAAACUUCAUGGAGGAGAAAAAAAUAAAGGAGGAGAAGGGCUUUUGUGAAGAUCGCAUUGCCCUCCUGAGCAACAAAGUCACGGAGGAGAUGGCAAAGGUGCAGGAAGACCCCAUGCUGUUCUCCGAUGACAUUUUUAUCAUUGAGCCAAUAGAGGGAGAGAUUGGGCCAUAUUGUUCGGCGGAAAUCAAGGUGACCUUUAAACCCCUAGAAGCACGGGAGUAUCGACGUGUGGCUUACUGUGACAUCUCAGGACGUGAGAGCAGGCUGCCCCUGCACCUCAGAGGGGAAGGCCAAGGACCCUUGCUUGAAUUCAGCUGUAAAACUCUGAACCUUGGGAAGAUUUUUUUCAGAACAACUCACAUCUAUGAGGUGAAACUGAUUAACAAAGGAGUUCUUGAUGCUCCCUUCACCUACAUCCCUUCAACCACAAAAGUGGGCUGCUGCUUCCAGUUUGCACCCAAGGAGGGCAUCAUUGCACCGGGUGGGAUCCAGACUCUUCAGUUCUCCUUCAAUGCCAGCAUAGUGGGGUCGUUUUCGGAAGACUUCCAGUUCAGUGUGGCUGGAUCUCCUAAGCCUGUGACCCUGUCAAUCAGGGGCCGUGUCAUUGGACCGACUUUACAGUUCGACCCCAAAGCCAUGAACUUUGGUGACAUCUCCUUUGGCUUUCCCUACACCAGGACCUGUCGUCUCAUUAACACCUCCGAGAUGCCCCUGACGUUCCAGCUCCGCAUGUCGGAGGAUGGCACGCAGCCUGCUGUGAGCUGCUUUGAUCAAAUACGCAGCGACACUGACCCAUCCUGGAGGGAGGGAAUUCAUUUUGAUGCGGAGCCAAGGGAGUUUACAAUGAGUCCCAGCCGAGGGACCCUCCUCCCCCAGGAACACCAGGAUAUCGAGGUGACCCUGUGUUCCAAUUCCGUGAUGGAAUUCAACCGCAAACUGCUGGUGGACGUGGAAGGGAUGGGCAAGGAACUGGCAUCACUGAUCAUCGAGGCCAGAUGUGUCGUUCCUGAGCUGGAAGUAAUACCCGAAAUCCUGUCGUUCGAUGAGUGCUACCUGAAGGUGCCAUAUGAGAAGAAGUUCUGCAUUAGGAAUACCACCGACCUUCCUGGCUGCUAUGGGCUUAUUCCCCAGAGACGCAAGGAGGACUCUCCUGUGUUCUACUCCAGCCCCAAACCCUGUGGGAUUGUCCAGCCUUGGAGCACUGCAGAGAUUCCUGUUCUAGUUGAAGUCCAAAAGCUGGGCAAGCACAGCACCGAAGUUCUUAUCGGCGUGUUCGGGGAUGAAAGAAACCCACUGAGAACAACACUGUGGGGUGUUGGACGGCUGGCAGCAAUCUACCCAAGUCCUAGGCGGAUAGAGUUUGGCAGAACCCAAGUGCUAAAGCCUAAAUCACAACAUUUUUGGCUCAUCAACGAAGGUCUCGUGGACACAGACUUCAGGCUGGAGAUUGUAAAGAAACCCCAUUGCUAUGUCAUUGAACCCAGAGAAGGAGUGAUCCCAGCUAGGGGUGAGGUUCCUGUGACUAUCACAGCAACCCUGGAUGACACUGGGUUUUUUGCUGAUGAUAUCCAGCUGUUCAUUUGGAACAGCCUUUGGACCACCUUCUUCAUUGAGGCUUCUGGCAUUGGCACCACAAUUGUCACAGACAAACCAUUAGGCCCAGAGCUCAACUUGGGAUACCAAUUCAGCCUCCUUCCCUGUACCCGUCGGUUCAAACUGACAAACAGGGGCCACCAUUUCCAACGGCUCUUCUGGAAGGUGGAAUGCUACCACCCAAUCAAAGAGACGGGCUGGAGGGCCACAGCCCUCCGUCAGCAGAUCAAACAUGCCACCCCUGCCUUUGGGCUGGAGCCAUGGCUGAUGGAGCUGCAGCCAGGCCAGUCUGUGGACGUGGUGCUGCAAGGCUUCUCCAACAUCCCGCAGGCGGUGCGGGAUUAUGUGGUCUGUGAAGCCGCCAUUGGGACAAGCAGCAGGACAAACAAGAUAAUAGAAACAAUCAUUACCUGCCAGUUUAUUGAUCCCUCUAUAGAAGUAUCAGCCAGACGAUUUUCUUUCCGGGUGGAGAAGAAACCCAGUGAUGUCCUGACUCUGCAGUACAAGCCUUUGGCUAUAAAAAACACCUGCUGCCUGCCACUCGACCUUAUGCUGGACUUGGAGCAGCCGUUUCUGGUCUGCAAUGCGGACCAGCAGCCCCUCCCAGCUGGCCAGCCCGUGACAGUGGAUGUAGGGGAGACCUGUCAUCUCUGCAUCGCAUUUGACCCAGCUUAUAAACUGGAUUUUAAGAGCUGGAAAGAAAAGAAGGUCUUGAAGAUAGAAAUGGUCAGGGGCCAUCCUUCUGUGGAGCAUAUCACCCUCCACGGAGAGGUCCACUUCCCAAAUCUCCAAAUCCAGCCCAGCACCCUGAAGUUUGGCUGGAUCGUGGCUGGCACUAGAGAAGUGCGUUCUCUGGAGAUGAGCAACUGCAGCCCGCUGCCUGUCCAGUACCACUGGUCAUUCCAGGCAGACAGCCAGGUGAACAGGCUGAGAUAUGACCCUUACCCACCUGAAUUCAAACCCGAACCACCAAAGCUGACAUCGUUCUCUGUGGAUCACCCGGCAAGUCGAUGGAGACGCUUCAAGAGUAGAAAUGUCACAGCCCUGGAAGAAUUGCAGAGUGAAUUGCAGAAUUUUCCCCAAUCUUCAGAAACAGAGGUGCCAACACAUGCCUGGGCGAAGUAUUGCACCCAACCAGGAGUCAGCUUACAUAUUCAUGUACCGUACACUCCCCUCGAAGUGGAGGAGGCUUUCAGUAUCCAGCCGCUGUCAGGUGUGCUGCAGCCGGGAGAGAGACAGGAGGUCUCCUUCACCUUCACUGGCCACCUCAACAUCAGCGCCGAUGUCACAGCACUGUGCCACGUGGACGGAGGCCCCACCUACAGUGUGAAGGUGACUGGGAAGGCCACAAAUGUCAGCUACUCCCUGAGUUGCCGGGAGAUCGACUGCGGCUUACAGGUGUCUAAUGAAAUUCAUCACAGCAAGGUCACCCUGACAAACACCAGCCCGAUUGAAUUCAACUGGGAGCUAAAGCCUAGCACUGCAGACCAAGAUCUGCCUGGUCUGUUUCUGGUCGACCCCACCAUGGGCUCCAUUGCACCUGGCAAAAAGCAAGUGCUGAAAUUCUCUUACAUGCCAGAAUUACCAGGACCCUUCAGCAAGACUUACGAGCUUAAAGUGGCUGACCUGGACCCAGAAAAUAUCUGUCUGAAAGGAGAAGCGUGCUUUCCCAUGAUCGUUGUGAGGCUGCCCUGCAACAUCAAAGGUGGGCACUGCCUGUCUGCCCCCAGGAAGGGCCCCUCUGGUGUUGUUCCCUACCAUAUGCCCCAGGGCAGCUCAUGCCCACCUCCAGCAAGGCUGGAGGGUUGCAGGAGUCCCAGACCAACUCAAGCCCUAUGGUUGCUGAUGAGUGUUGAGCAGAGGAUCCCAUGUGGGCUUUGUCCCAGGAACCAUCCUGCAGAGCUUGCCAGCACAGCUGGCAGGGCCCUGAAGGACGAUGGCUGGACUGAAAGGCUUGGGCAAGCUGUAAGAGAGGCUGGAAAAGAAGAAUGUGAGAAGCCACCAGAACAGCUCAUAAAGCCCCUGCAACAACACAGACAAAGGAAAGAAUCAGUUGUUGGGAAUAAGACUCAGAGCCCGAAGACUGAGACCUUGAAGUCUCAGACCCUGAAAACUCAGACCCCAAAGACUGAGACCCUGAAAAUACAGACCCCAGCGACUCAGACCCCAAAGACUCAGAUUCCGAAGACUCAGAUUCCGAAGACUCAGAAGCGGAAGCUCGGCUUGCUUGGCUCUGGCACUGUACCAGACAUGCAGCUGCAGAUAAAGAUGGCAGAAAAGGCUGCUGUGGAGCUGCAGCAAAAGUGCACAUGUGAUCCCCUGAAUAGCAAUUUCCCUGACCUGCAGCAGUGCCUGAGGCUUGACAACAUUGAGCUGCCCGAGUACAUCCUGGACAUGGGCUCUAUGCUUAAGGGUCGCACUAAGAGACGGACUGUGGCGAUCACCAACCCUGGGCAGAUGCCCCUGUCCUUCCAGAUGGAUGUAUCUGUCCUGCAGGGCACAGGUUUCAGCAUGGAUCGAUACCAGGUAGAGGACCUGCCUCCCAACUACACUGUGAAAUUUGAAGUGAAGUUUACAAGUUCCCGCUGCCCCCAGGGUGAUGUGGAUGUGCUGCUGCCCAUCAAGGUAGCAAAGGGCCCCACGUAUAACAUCCGCCUCCACGUCACUGUGUUGGAACUGUCCCUCAACGUCUCAAAGGACACACUGCAGUUCUCUGAUACCCUCGUUGGGCAGUGCCAGAUUGAGACAGUCCGGCUCUACAACUGGUUCCAAGUCCCCUGCCAAUGGUCCAUUACUGCCAUCAAGCCUGUUGGGAAGAGCAAUGCCCUACGUCGGAAGCAGCAGGCACUGGAGGAUGAUCCGUGUCCCUUUGAAGUGAGGCCCUCCAGAGGAACCCUUGAUGCAGGAAGGUGGCAGAAUUUGCAAAUCCAGUUUACACCCAAGGAGGAGAGGUUUUACGAGAAUGAGCUGGAUAUUAGCAUUCAUAGGAGCUGCAAUCACUUAAAGCUGCACCUCUCAGGACAAGGUCUGGAGCCACAGUUGGAGUUCAGCCCCCCAGCACUAGAGGUGGGAUGGAUGCUGGUGGACAGCGAUGUGGGGGUGGAGGCCACAGUGGUGGUGAAGAACCCGUGCAACUUCCCCAUUGAGUUUUACUCGCUGGAUUUUGAUGAGCAGUACCUGGAGGAGGAGAAGAUCCUGCGGAUGGCCGUGGGGUCUGAGUACCAACAGAACUUUUUAAUGCCUCCACGUGCCGUGGGUGGGACGCUGCCGCCAGAGGUGCUGGAGGACUAUGAAGCACAGAAGAGGCUGAAGGCUCAAUGGGAAGAGCUCAAGGCCAUGGCAGAGGCUGAGGCCAAGGCCAUGGGCAAGGCAGCACCAGCACAUCACAGCGCUGUCACAUUCUACCCUGAGCCCAUGGGGGAAGCAACCAGGAAUCCCAUCUCUCGGGCUGUCAUGCGCCACCUGGGCAUUGACCCGUCUUCAGAGACGCGUGGAGCACAGUGGGACAGAGGGAUCGUUGUCAUUGUCCACGGGCCACCCCGGGCAGGAAAGACAGAGAUCGCGGCGGCCCUGUGUCGCUAUUAUGAUGCUGCUUGCCUGUCCAUUGACACCGUGGUGAAAGAGGCCAUCGCCAAUGAUGGGAGCCCAGCAGGGCUCCGUGCCCGGGAGCUUUGCACCAAGGCUGCCAAGGAGAAGGAGGCCAAAGAUGAACGUAAGGCUGAUCAAAAGUCUCGGCUCAGUGCUCGGCCCAAGAGUAAAAACACCUUAGCGGAAAAAAUCAACAAGAAGAGUGCCGAAGGCAAGAACACUCCAGCACAAAAGAAAAAGGAGACAGUCGAGGGGCUGCUUACAGUGGAGGCUCUGUGCCAGCCAGGGCCUGGUUUGUGGGUCCACAGUGCCAAGCCCAGCUGGCAGGCUGGGCACGACUCAGGCUGGGAAUGUGCUCUGGCAGACAGCUCCAUUGGUUCUCAGUGGUUUGCUGGCAAAGUGCAGUCCUGGCUAGUGUGGCUGCAGGCAGUGUGCAAAGCGCUGGGAGGCUGCACCAGGGGCUUGCAAGCUUGGGUCUCUGCUGGCCAGGGGAUGGGCCCUCCAGGACCCUCUCCCGGAGCCCCCAGCCUGCACUGCAGGGUUGUUCUAGCCUCCACUAGUGAGGAAGCCCAGCUCCAAGCCCAGCAGUGGCAGUUGUUCAGGGCUUUCCACCGUGGUUUCUUUUCCUUACAAUGGUCGGCAUUACAGUUCACAGUUUCCACUGCUCCUGCGCCGCAGCAGCUGAACAUCACCAGCAGUUGUGGGGAAGAGCUGAACUGCUUGAGCUGUGUGCUGCCCGAGGACCUGCUGGUGGACAUCGUCUGUGAGAGGCUGCAGCAUAAAGACUACUACAAGGGAGUGGUCUUUGAUGGCUUGGAGAGCCUCUUUGCAAGAAGCCUGGACUCCUCCCUGCUCUGUGUACUCAAAGCUGUCAAGAAUCGUCAUCAUAUCUUCAUGGUGAAUGUGCAUCAGGAUUAUGCUUCUUGGAAAGCCAAAGAGGAAGCUGAAAGACAGAGGAAGGAAGCUCAAAGAGAGAAGGAAGAACUGGAGUGGAAAGAAGCUUUUCAGAGGAACCUAGAUCGUGUCUUGCGAAUGGAUGAGGAAGAGUAUGAUGCCCCCUCUAAGAAGGAGAAAGCUGCAGUGGACAAAAUAAUGCUGGAAAGGACGCGUAUAUUGUGGCAGAGGGAGAAGCAGCGGAGGGCCCAAAAACUUGAGGAGAAGGCAAAAGCCUUAGAGGAGGAAGAGAGGCGGAAGAAGGAAAAGAAGGGUGCAAAACCAGAGAAGGAGAAAACCAAACCACCAGAGAAGGGUGAAAGCAAAGCCCCAGAGAAGAAGGAAAUGAAAGCCCCAAAGAAGGGGGAACCCAAAGCCCCAAAGAAGGGAGAACCCAAAACCCCUGAGAAGGGGGAACCCAAACCCCCUGAAAAGUUGAAACCCAAAACCCCUGAGAAGGGGAAACCCAAAGCCCCAAAGAAGGGGGAACCCAAAACCCCUGAGAAGGGGGAACCCAAAACCCCUGAGAGGGGGGAACCCAAACCCCCUGAAAAGUUGGAACCCAAAACCCCUGAGAAGGGGGAACCCAAACCCCCAAAGAAGGGGGAACCCAAAACCCCUGAGAAGGGGGAAAUGAAAGCCCCAAAGAAGGUGGAACCCAAAACCCCUGAAAAGUUGGAACCCAAAACCUGUGAGAAGGGGGAACCGAAAGCCCCAAAGAAGGGGGAACCCAAAACCCCUGAGAAGGGGGAACCCAAAGACCCUGAAAAGUUGGAACCCAAAACCCCUGAGAAGGGGGAAACAAAAGCCCAAAAGAAGGGGGAACCCAAAGUCUUAAAGAAGUUGGAAACCAAAACCCCUGAGAAGGAGGAACCCAAACCCCCAAAGAAGGGGGAAACCAAAACCCCUGAGAAGGGGGAACCCAAAGCCCCAAAGAAGGGGGAACCCAAAGCCCCAAAGAAGGGAGAAACCAAAGCCCCAGAUAAAGGGGAAAUGAAAGCCUCAGAGAAGGGUGAAACCAAAGCCCCAGAGCAAGAAGAAACUGAAAUCCCCGUGGACGCAGCUGAGAUGGAGAAGAACUUGAUCUUGAGGUUUCAGAUCCAUGAGUCAUCACAGCAGAAUGUCGCACAGGUUUUCUCCUACUGGGACAGGGUUCGGGGUACCAUGGAGUUCCCUGUGAUUGAAAAGGGAAUCAAGAAACAGCUUUCAGCUGAAAGCAAAAGUCAGAAGACGAGUAAGGCUCAGGCGAAGGUGGAGAAUAAGCCUGCACAAAAACAUGGAGACCUAAGGAGCCUUCCGUCACCUCAGCUGGAGACGAAAAGCAAAGUUGCAGAGGGGACAGUCAGAGAUGAGCAUGUCGGGGUGCCGUGCCUGGACAUCCAGGUCACAAAUCCAAAGGCCAUGUUUAUGGAGAUCCUGAGCAGUGGGAGGCUGCCAACGUUUGAAGAGAUGCUGAGACAUCUGGGACUGCAUCCCGAAGGGCCUCCCCUUCCCCCUGCUGUCGUCUUCUCCGUAGUCCCCUACCCAGAGGAGCGGCUGCGCUCUGCAGAGCGCGUGAAGCUCUUCACCAUUGACGCACCAGAAGGUGCUGCUGUGGAGGACAAUCUGGCCAAGGCCCCAGAUGUGAAGGGCAGUUCUGCCAAGGGCCAACCAAAGAUGGGUCAAGCGACCAGCAGAGACAGCUCUCCAAAGGAGAACCAGAUCUCCACUCAGAGAACAGAAAGUCCCUGGGACUCAUCCACAUCAAGACCCAAAAGUACGCUGAAAAGUGCCUCGAUCCCCACAGAAUUCCUCAGGCUGAAACGGUACCGGUGGAUAGUGCCUGCCCACGGUGAGGUGGAACUGAAGGUCCGCUUCUUCACCGAAAUGCCGGGGAACUUUGAGCAGACACUGAGGUUUGAGCUCGUGGAGACAAAGCGCCAGUACGAGCUGCCCUGCAGUGCCACCGGCCUGUACCCCAGCAUCAGCCAGGACCCACGGCUGGUGUUUCCACGGUGGAGGGAGACCAUGGAGGAAGACGAAAUCAUCUUCAAGGAAUAUGUUGAGAGCACAAAGCAAUUCCACUUUGGACCGCUGCUGUGUGGGAAAUCAAGAGAGUGGUACCAGGCCCAGAACUGUCCUGGCAACUCGGAGGGUAUAAACAUCCUCAACAACUCCCCCAUGGAUGUAGAGGUCCAGUUCUCCUUUGAGAAUGAUGAUAAAGGAGAGACGUUCCUUUUGGACCCUCCCAGGAUGACACUGAAACCAAACGAGAAGCAGGCGCUGACCAUUUGGGCAUACCCCACUUCCCCUGGCUUCCUGGAAGACAAACUCAUCUGCUGCAUUGAGAAGAACCCGGAGCCAGUGGUCUUCAGCCUGUGCUGCUAUGGAGUCCAUGCGCAGCUGGAUGUCAGCCCCCUGGAGCUGUCUUUCAAUAAGCUGCUUCUGCACAGGCGUGACAGCAGGACCUUGGUCCUGAAAAACGACACCCUACUGCCCAUGGCCUGGCAGCUCAGUGGGCUGGAUGACCUUGUUGAGGACUUCUCCUUGUCACAAGAUCAGGGCACCAUUGAUGCCCUCUCAAGGUUUGAAGUGACACUGAAUUUCAGUGCCGGGCAGGUUGGCAGCAUUGAGAAGACCCUGCGGCUAGAGGUUACAGAUACAGAAAACAUCCUGGGGAUUGUUCAGGCUGAAAGCAUCAAAGUCUCUGCAGAGGUCUGUGAUGUUCUUGUGAACAUCGACAUGCCUGAAGGUCCAGAUGGAAAUUUGGAAUUUGGAACCAUUAAUGUCCUGGAUAAGGUGAAGAAAGUCCUGAGUCUAAAGAAUAAAGGGGUAUACGACCUUGAGUACAGGUUCAUGCUGAAGGGUGCAGGUCCCAGUAUGAAAGACUUGGCAUCCCACUUCACUGUUGAGCCUCAGUCGGGCACGCUGCUUACCUCCCAGCCUGACGUGAAUAUCGAGAUGCUCUUCCACCCCACAAGGGAAAUCCUCCUCAAGAACAAACCCAUCCUGUACUGCCGGGUGAUGGAUGCCAGCUCAGAGGAAGGAGACCAGACUGUCACUGACAUCCCAGUGAGGGUAUCAGCAAAAGCUGUGUACAGCAAGUACAGCAUUGAGCCUGCCUCACCCAUCAACUUUGGUGCCAUGCUCAAGGGCACCAAGCAGACCCAGACUGUCGUGCUGGAGAACAAAGGCAUGCUCACCUUCAACUUCCACAUCCACCAAGCCCCCGAGGAUGCAUCUGCCUUGGAAAGCCAAAGUUCAAAGCAAGGGGAAUCUGCUCCGUUGGCUACAAAGCACUCCAUGGGAAGGAAAUCAAGCUCCUCGACACAGGGUUCCCUCAAUCUCGGCAUGUUCACGGUGUCCCCUUGCUCUGGCUCCAUCGGUCCGUGGGGCCAGCAGAAGAUCACAGUGGAAUGCCUCGCAGGGCAGGAGGGGACAUGUGAGGAGCAGCUCUACAUUGACAUCACGGGCAGAGACCCCAAGGACAAUCCCCUCGGCAUUCCCUUUACCCUGACUGCCGAGUCCUGCCUCCCAGCAAUCGUUGAGGAUGUCACGUCAAUCUUUGAGGACUACCCAAUCUGCAGCAGCGCCGACCUCAGCAACACACUGCAGUCAGUGAAAGGUGCAGGCCUGUUCAUCAGAGAUGAGAACAAAUUCAUCUUCAACAAGGUUCUGGUUGGGCAAAAGGCUAAAGCUUUCUUCACCUUCUACAAUGCAAGCGGUCUGCCAUGUGAUGUGGUCCUCUCUAUCAAACCCCUGCCUGGAAAGGAAAAAAGCUCUAUCAACAACUUUUUCAACUUGUAUCCAGUCAAGAUGUCCAUUCCUGGCUCAUCCUAUGCUGUUGCUACGGUGAUCUUCACCCCACCAGAUGAGCAGACCUACGAAUGCACUUUCAAGGCUUCCCUUGUCAUCCCAAAAAGCUCUGUGAAAAUUAGACCCCAAGUCCUGACCUUCACCAUCAGUGGGAAGGGGCACAAGCCGCAGGUGACAGUCGUGUGCCCAAGUGCUCGCAGCAGCAGGGGAAACGCCGUGCUGCGCUUCAAGAGGCUCCAGCUGGGGGACUCAGAGAUGCUCCCCCUGGUCGUGCGUAACAACGGCGUCGUCCCUGUCGAGUUUAUGUUACACCUGGAGGACGAGCACGGAGCGUUCCUCUUGAAAGGCAGGCGCUCCACACUAAAGAGAUUCUACACUGAAGAUGUGGAAGAGGACUCCGUUGAAAAUGAGAAGAAGCCCCCAAAGCCUUUCCUGCUUCUGGAUCAUGGGCAGUCAACGGAGUUUGAUGUCAUUUUCAAACCCACCCUGGCUCAACGUCUGGAAGGGAAGAUUCGUGCCUUAGUGGGGGACACCUCUAACAAGACCGUAAUAGAGCUGGUGGGUGAAGGCCACAAGGAUGAAUUCACUCUGGACGGACUAGAGGAGGAGGACAGGAAUGCUAAGAGCAGUCUGAAGAAAGACAUCAUUGAUGCUGUCAGAGUGAAUGAGAUCCAGUUUGGGGCCUCUCCUGUCGGGAAGCUCUGCAGCAGGACCUUCACCAUCACCAACCACACCCAAAGGAAGGUCAUGCGUUUUGAGUGGGAGGCAAACGCCCCAUUCCAGUUCUCCCCCAAGGUGGGACAUCUCUAUCCUGGCAGUGCCAAAUCCAUCACAGUGACCAUGAAAUCAGAUGUCCCAGCCACCUUCAGGAGGCACCUUGUGAAAUGUAAGGUGACCAAGAUCAACGCUGAGCUGCCACAAGGGAAGGUUCAGGACUGGGAUGACAAAAUGUGUAUUGUCACAUGGAAGGUUUCCACCAGGAAAGACCCAGCUGCCCAUUGGCCUGAAUUUUUUCAGAAGGUGGUGGAGCCGGUCCCGGAACCGGCUCACACCGUGGUGGAGGACAGCAGCCGGGAGGCCGAGGUGUACCUCAGUGCCGUUAGUGCCUACACCGAGUUCAAACUGAGCACAAUUGUGGUUCAGCUCAAGGACACCCUGCCCUUCCAGACAAGCACAGCCACUUUCAGGAUGCACAACACAGGGAAGGUACCCCUGGAAUACUCCUGGGAGAAAGCUGCAGAUAGUGAAGCAGUGAAGAAGCCAUACUCAACCGCUCUGAUGCGUCGGUUCCUCUCCUCUGCUACUGUAAGGCAUCGCAAUGAGCUGCUGCGUCGUUUCUGGUGGGAGCAGGAUCAUCCUUCUGAGCUGCAGCGGCUGCAGCAGUUUGCCAAGCAGCAGCAGCAGCAGGAUUCCCAGCAGCAGCAGGAUUCCAAACAGCAGCAGCCUUCUGAAUGGCAGCAGCUUUAUGAGAAGGAGCCUUCUAUGGAGGAAACACUUUAUGAGGACGACUUUCCUGAGGAAAUACAGCGUAUUGUGGCAGAGGUGCUUUCUGAGAAGCAGCCUCUAGAGAAGAAGCUUAGUGAGGAGCAGCUUUCUGAGAAGCAGCUUAGUGAGAACCAGCUUUCUGAGGAGGAGCAGCUGUAUUCCAAGCAGAAGAAGUGUUCCAAGGAGCAUUCCAAGAAGCAUUCCAAGUGGCACCGCUCCAAGGAACGACACCUCUCUCAGCAGCAGCGGCAGGAACAGCCCGAGCAGCAGGACCAUUCCAAGAAGCCACGCCACUCGAAGGAAAAGCAGCUCUCCCUGCAGCGUGUCAGUUCCUCCCUGGAAAUCUUCCCAGAUGUCCUCCAUGACCUGUUCUUCAUCAAACCCUACCUAGGCAUCAUCGCUCCUGGCCAGACGCAGACCUUUGAGGUGCUGUUCUCCCCGAAGUGCGCGGGGAAGUUCAUGAGCACCAUGCUGUGCAGGAUUCCUAACCUGAAGCCAACUCAGAAGAAGGUGCAGGUGAUUAUGAAAGGCACAGCCCAGGAGCAGAAGAGUCUUGGUAAACCGAAACACUCUGGGUUACAGCAAACACAAAGACCAGAGACCCAAGGAGCAAGUGCACUGGAAACAAACAUCUGAGUGACAGCGUUUGUGUCAGCUGGAGCAUCCGGCAGGAGCCACCAACACUGUGUCUUCUGCUGCUGAUGGUCUCCAUUAAAUGUUAACUGUUAAUUGUUAUUAAACAGUUGGCAAUACAUUGUUAAUUGUCAGCUUGUCUUGGUUAGAAAGACAGGUGUCUGCGGGACCUUUCUGGAAUGGAGAAUGUGACCCCCUUCUCUCCAAAUUAUUAUAACUAUGAAAUUAAGGGGCUUUCAGGCAAAGAUGGGGGAAAAGGAGUAACAGUUCUUUACUAGUAUGUAGAACAAGACAAACAAACAACAACACUGGCAGCAACAACAAACAGAACCAGAUACCUAACCACAGCCUUCUCUCAGCUGCAGGCACUUUGCCUUUGGUGUUGUUCCAAUCACAGCUGGGCAGGGAAGGGAGGCAAAUAAUGAAUAAAUCAACUGCUAGAGAAAUUCUAAUUAAGUUACACCAAGGAAUACACUGGAGAACUCAAGCACUGUGUAAUCACUUCUUAAGAACUUACUGCUGUGAGGCAGUCUAUACAGUAGGCAAAUUGUGACUGAACAAUGAUCCAUUUGUUAAAAGAUAGAUAAGAAAGUGAUGAGAAAACGCCCUAGUGAGGGAAGAGCCCUAGCCCUGAGGCCCUUUCAAAAUAUGCAAAUGGAUUACACUGAGUUCCCCAAAAUAGAAGGAAAUAUCUUCUUGUAAGAGCUAAUUACCUCACCCAUGGGGUAGAAGCCCUUCCUAGCUCAACUCUAACUACCUCCAAAGUGGCUAAGAUGCUUAUAGCAUCGUGCUUUUUAGGAGUGGAGCUGAAGCCUAGACUCCAAUAAGCCUCUCUGGUGGGAAAGACCGCUUGGGAAAACUCAGGCAAAGCAGUAAAGCUCACAUAUCCACACACGCUGCCUGAUUUUGUAACGUUGCAUGCCUAGUAAUCUCAGUGUCACUAAGCAGGUCCCUGAGUACAGAGGAGGUAGUGUUUGCCUGCUUACUAAGCCAGCAUCCAGGUGACAAAGCUCACCGAGAGCCUUAGCUGCGCCCACCCAAGGUAAAGUCAGUGAGACCACGACUCUGUCCUUUAUUCCAAGUAUAAUCUUGGCUAUCACAAUUUUCAUCAAACUUAGUGUAUGAUCUCUUUUGGCGUUCCAAUGUCCUUUUCUGUUUCCAUUCUGAAGUAAGGUUAUGUUGGGGGUGAGGACAGUAAGCUGGCCAAGGCUACAGGGACCUCUUUGAAGGCGUGAGGCGAUUCCAGCCCAUACUUGGUUUCCACAGAUAAGGAACACUCCCCAAGGCAACACUUUGGGAUGGAGUAUGGACAAGGAAAGUUUAAGACUGGUGUAAUUGCACCAAUUUAGGGGGGAUAGUUUUUAUCAAAUGGGGUUACAUCCUUUCUAUGGGCAGACCUAAUAAAGUCAAGACAGGUCAAGAUUUCGUUGGGAGGUUGAUACUGAAAUUGAAUGCAGUAAUGAGCCUUGGAAAACCCUAACAGCUCCAAUUCUUGGGGUUUCUCUGGUGCUUGGGCUAAGGUCCAUGUCCACUCAUCCCAAACCUCUACCAGACUGGGUUUCUUAUCUGCAUAUGGGUAUUCAUUGGCUGCUAAGGGGACCUCUACAAGGCACGUUGACAGGCGGUUGUCCACGCUGCCCAUGGACAGGCACAGGUUUGUUGGGAAGAAUGAAACAGAAAAACCUUUUAAAUAUGGCUGCUUAGAUUUUGGGAAUAUGAAACCUACAAGCGAGAUAGAAAUGAAGGCAAGUUUUGAAAUGUAGGAUACCAAGCCCUCAGCUAGUAAACAAUGGUAUGGCUAGCUGGGGGCAAUCUACCUUGAUUAAACAAGACCCUCUUGCUUGCCGAAGGUGGAAUGCUAAUCCUAUAGGCUGUAUGUAAAUGCUGUAAGAUCUGUAUCUUGCACUGGAUUGGCUAGUGUAAAUCAGAAUAUUCAACACAGAAGGAGAUUUAUUGUACUGCAACAAGAACUUGCUCUCUCUUUUCCUUGCGUGCUUCUACCUGUGCCUAGCAGCUCCAAGCAGUGCCCCUGCACCCACAGUAAACCACGUGUUCACAGAGAUGCUUUGUUUCCAGAGGUAUCUCGUCUACGUCGCAGCUCUAGGUGGAUCUCCUACAUAGGUUAUCUUGUUGUAAAUUCUUGGCUAGUGUGACCCAGAUGUUCUGGUUGGCCUGAGGAGCAAUCCAUGCAUUAGCUGAUGGAAGGGUGAGGAGCAUCCAAAGUCCUACUUGGAGAAGAUAGGGACUUCCUGCCGCAGGAGACAUGGCAGGAUUCUUGUAGAUGAUGAGUUGAUCUGUGAGUUUGAAAAGAUGAAAUUUUAUAUAAUCUUAACAGCCUCUCGUACCUUCCAUCCUAACCACUCAGUAUGUACUGUGUAGAAAGGGUAUGGGAAAAUAAGAGGGGAUAGCAGUGCAGCAACCAACAGAGAGGUAGCAGUAAGAUUAACAAAAAAAAGUAACAGUGCAACACUCUUCGGGGAUGGAGUUCAUCAGAGAGUUUUACAGUCUCUUGAGGUACUGGAGGGUUGUCUUUUUCUGCGGCGAACAUCUGUGUUUAUAUUCCUUUUCCUUCUUCUACUCCACGCCUCCCGGGCUUGAUCUCCUUUCUGUCUCUGAGGUUGCAGAGAAGCGUCUGUGGGUGCAUCCUUUAGCGGUUCGAUGUAUGGCUUGACUUUGCUGCCUGGAAUCCACCUUGGCCCAGAGUCUGUGGACACGCAAGCAUAUCCUCUGCAAGUUAUUAAUUGGAAUGGACCCAUUAUCUGCUUGGAUUCGGGAUCUUUGAUCAGCACAGGGGGUUUCUCCGAGAGCUGUGCUCUGCUUGUGUUGAAAAAGUGCCUGGGGGGGGGGGGAGGUUGGCUCCGUGAAUUAAUUAUUAAGAAAAUUGAUAACAUAAAGAGCCUUGCAUAAUUUUUCUACAUUUGAUAGCAUUUCAACGUGCCCAUGCUGCUGAUCAAGGACUCUCUUGAGAGUGUGGUGAGCCCUUUCUACAAUGGAAUGCCCUGUUGGGGAGUGGGGUAUUCCUGUGUCAUGUUUCACCCCUGACUGACUUAGGAACUGUUUGAAAAUUUUUGAGCCAUAAGCAGGACCAUUAGCUGGGCUUGGGGAACACCCAGGGUGGAAAAUGCCUGAAGGAAGUGUCGGAUGACAUCUUUUGUCUUUUUUCCUGAGUGUGCUGAUGCAAAUAUAGCCCCAGAAAAUGUAUCUAUGGACAUGCAAAUGUAUAUCAGUCUCCCAAAGGGUGCAUAAUGUGUGACAUCUGUCUGCCACAACUGUGAACUCUCGAGGCCACGACGGUUAACCCCAGCCCCCAUGGACAGCAAGACAUAAUCCUGGCAGUUGGGACAGGAACCCACUAUUGCUCUUACCUGUUCUCUAGUGAUUUUGAAUAUCCGGACUAGGGCUGGUACAUUUUGAUGAAGGAACUGAUGACUCAGUUUAGCCUGAUUAAAGAUGUCUGGUAGGGUAACUCGUACUGCCAUAGCUAAAGCGUUAGCUCUCCGCUGCCUUCUGUAAUGGGUCCGGAGAGGUCAGUGUGUGACCUCACAUGCAUAAUGUGAUAUGGUUGCUCCUGGUGGGAGAGGAGGAAUACUAGCUUUGAGAGCAAGCUGUAUAAAGCUAGAUUUGCCACUUCCUUUAAUAGGGAAUGUUCUGCCCUCUCAACUGUCCUGGAAACAUAGUCCAAAUCAGUAACUAUAUCUAGAGGUUGUUUGAACUUUUCAAAGGCUCUGACAACAGCUGUGUGAAAAAUGUAGAAUGUUAAUUCAUGUUCUUAUAGUUAAUGAAAUUUAUUGAAAACUAUAAAACUGUAUAUAUGUGUGUGUUGUAUGAAAAUAUAAGUUUCAGGACAUCUUGUAACAUUUUGUUAAACCAAAUUAUGAAAAGGCAGGCACCACCCCAGAAGCUCACAUUCAGAAAUAGACAAAAGGUUUACGGAAAACCGGCUGUCUCCUCGAGCACUGGGAGGAGACCCAUCAAGAUAAGGCGGCAGGACCAUCAACACCCCAGCCGACACCCUCACCGAGCAUCAAGCAUCAUCAUCCAUAUCUCGGAUGUGAAAAAGGCAUAUUGUAUGUGUGGCUCUACGCAGGUAUUUACUAUAUGUAAUCUGAUAGAUAGAAAAGUUAUACUAUAUUAACAUUAGAAUAAUGUAGUGAAUGUAGUUUUGUAAUUAACAAUAAGUUAUAGUACAAUAGAAGCUGUGUAUGUGUGUUAUAUUUUUUUUUGCUCAAGAAGAAAAAUUCCUCAGCACAGAGAUAACAUUCACAGAGGCCCCUAAACCUUCUAGUGAAGAAGAAUUUAUGGCCUCUUAUCCACAGAACCCAACUUUCUCAAGGACGUAUGCUCUCAUGCAUUCUUUUAAUUAACAGAAAGCUUUUGUGACAAGAAACAGCUGAAAAUUACUUGUUUUACGUAAGAUAUGAAUAGUCAUAAACUGAAGGCUUAAAAAAGACUUCUCUUUGUUCUGGGCCCUUCUCCUUCCUAGCCUUUGUCUGGGAGGGAGGGGGGACAAAAGCCCGGGCUACCUUCUUUGCUUUUAUUGUCUCAUUCUUUGUCCUGUCUCUGAAAACUUUUUAAACUUUUAUUAUUGUAUUAAUAUUUUUGUAACCAAUUUUUAUUCUUUAUUAAAUAUUCAUAAAUUUCAAAAAAAGCGAGUGAUUGGCGUUUAUCACAGUUAAUGGCAGAACAGGGCAGGGCUGAGCAGGCCCAAGGCUUUGAGUGGUCUGUAGAGUUCCCUUGAAACCCAGCAUUUUACACUUGGAUAAUUCCUGUAUACUCAUCAUCUAGUUUAUUUUCCUUCCAAUUAUUUUAACAAACAGCUGCCAUGGGUGUUGUCUUGGCGAAGUAUCACACUGUGUCAGAGCUGCUGAAGCUGCUGUCCAAUGAGACACUGAGCACAGGAGAAAAAAUCAGUAUUCUUCUAAGAAUUGGACACUGUACUG
This is a messenger RNA of Prinia subflava (tawny-flanked prinia), 18025 nucleotides long. RefSeq names its product hydrocephalus-inducing protein homolog. Bases 51 to 13088 code for a protein of 4345 amino acids. Gene Ontology annotation, cellular component: axoneme. NCBI's taxonomy places the organism in Eukaryota, Metazoa, Chordata, Aves, Passeriformes, Cisticolidae. Gene Ontology annotation, biological process: axonemal central apparatus assembly; cilium movement. The record is from RefSeq and is a predicted model, not a curated record. The transcript is spliced from 66 exons.